AUGAAUUUCUAUCCGGUACCCCCUACGAUCAAGGCCGAAGUUUACUUCAGAAUCCCAGAUGCAAUUCGGUGCUUGAACAAGGAUUCGGAGUGGCGCGGUGGCUUCGCUCGCCAGUUCCAGUGGAUUUUCCUCGAGGGGCCAGUCGUGGACACUGAAGGCAACCUCUAUGUUGUAGAUGUGCCCUAUGGUAGAAUAUUGAAGAUUACUCCCAAGAAGGAGGCCAGCGUCUAUGUUGAGUGGGAUGGAGAGCCAAAUGGCUUGGCCGUCACCCGACAGGGUACGAUAAUCAUUGCAGAUUAUAAACAAGGAAUCUUGGAGCUUGAUCCUUCCACCAGAUCUAUCAAGCCAAAGAUAACCCGACGACAUUUGGAACGAUUCAAGGGACCAAAUGAUUUGAUAGUCGACUCCAAAAACAAUAUUUACUUUACUGAUCAAGGUCAGACUGGCAUGACGGAUCAGACGGGCAAGGUUUACAGAUUAAGCCCAGACGGCAAACUCGAUACAUUGAUCGAGAAUGGUAUUUCACCAAACGGCCUGGUACUAUCUAGAGACGAAAGGUUUCUCUUUGUCGCCAUGACCCGACAGAACUCGGUGUGGAGACUGCCGCUGCAUGAAGACGGCACAACGACCAAAGCCGGCCUGUUCUUUCAGUCGUUUGGAAAUGCUGGACCAGACGGCCUUGCCAUGGAUGAGGAGGGUAGCCUGUUCAUUUGCCAUCCUAGUCUUGGCUCCGUCUUUGUUGUUGAUUCUGAUGGAGUGCCAAAGGCACGAAUCAUCUCGGGGAGUGACGGCAUCAAUUUUACCAAUUGUUGUUUUGGGGGCCCAGAGAACAAGACCUUGUUCAUCACUGAUAGCUUGGAGGGGAACAUUCAGACUGUCCAGUGGCAUUGUCGCGGUGCCCAGCCUGCUCCAAAGCUCGGUGCAUAG
Molecule: messenger RNA, 927 nt
Organism: Pestalotiopsis fici W106-1
Lineage: Eukaryota; Fungi; Ascomycota; Sordariomycetes; Amphisphaeriales; Sporocadaceae
Exons: 2
Coding region: 1-927 (308 amino acids)
Source: RefSeq, a predicted model, not a curated record